Messenger RNA from Effrenium voratum, 1065 nucleotides. The record is from the annotation of a GenBank genome assembly. Lineage: Eukaryota; Dinophyceae; Suessiales; Symbiodiniaceae.
AUGCCGUUGGACGGCCUUAAGCGCGCUGCGGGGCCGUUUGACGUCCACUCUGAGCCCCGCAGGCGCCGCAGAAGCACAAGCUCUGGUUGCCUCCAUCCGCGAUGGCCGCUUCGGGCGUGCCGAGGCGGAGCGGCAGCUCAAGCAGCUCCGUCGCGGCAGCAGCUUGCAGGAGACCUCACCUCCGCUGCCAAGCGUGCGGGAGAUCAAGGUCUUUGGCAGCAGGUCCUGCAGCUGCUAGAGGACGCAGGAGAGAUGCAGCUGGCUCCGGAUAUGAUCCUCUACGGAGCUGUGAUGAGUGCUUGCGAAAAAAACCACCAAUGGCAGCAAGCUCUGGGGAUCUUCCACCAGCUGCGCAAACCGAGCCUUGUGGCUACGAGUAUCGCCAUCAGCGCGCUGGGCCGCGGCAGCCUUUGGGCCUCAGCCCUGCAGCUGCAGAUGGAGUUGCCGCAGCCGAAUGUCAUCACGUACAACGCCACCAUCAGCGCUUGUGAGCGAGGCCAACAAUGGUCUGUAGCCCUGGCACUUCUGGACAGAAUGCCGACGCGCAAAGUGUCACCGGACAUUAUCUCCUUCAACGCGGCGAUCAACGCCUGCGAGAAGGCCGAAGAAUGGCAACGUGCGCUUCAGGCCUUCGAUGCUAUGACGAUUGAGGCCAAUGAGAUCACCUACAAUACUGUGAUGAGCGCCUGCCACAAGGGCUCACAUUGGCAUUUGGCCCUGACUCUCUUCAACUCUAUGAGUUCCAGGCAGCUGGCUCCGACGCCUGUUUCGCACAGUGCAGCUAUGGCUGCUUGCUUGCGAGGAGAGAUGCCUGGCAAAGAGCCUUGGGCCUCUACAUGCGGCUGCCGGCCGAGAGUAACAACGCCGUGCUGCGGGGCCUGGGUAUGGACGCGCUGCUUUGCGCUAGGGCCUGGCAGUCCGCGCUUUCAUUGCUGCAACCAGAGCGGCACGACACAGAUCGGCAAUGCUUCAAUGCAGCCCUCAGGGCCGGGGAGUUCGCCAGCCACUGGCGAGGCUGCUUACAGCUCCUGGAAAUGUCUCCAAUCCUCACAGCCAGCGAAGUGA